This is a messenger RNA of Pteronotus mesoamericanus, 1312 nucleotides long. It is a transcript of the gene SDHD, whose product is annotated as succinate dehydrogenase complex subunit D. Lineage: Eukaryota; Metazoa; Chordata; Mammalia; Chiroptera; Mormoopidae. The transcript has 4 exons. Gene Ontology annotation, cellular component: membrane; mitochondrial envelope. The record is from RefSeq and is a predicted model, not a curated record. Gene Ontology annotation, biological process: tricarboxylic acid cycle; mitochondrial electron transport, succinate to ubiquinone. The coding region runs from base 49 to 525 and encodes 158 amino acids. Gene Ontology annotation, molecular function: heme binding; ubiquinone binding; succinate dehydrogenase (quinone) activity.
UAUGACUGUUUCCGGGUUGCUGGGUGACCUUGAGGUUUAAGGAGCGAGAUGGCGAGCAUCUGGAGGCUGGGUGUCCUCUGCGGUGCCCAAGGAGGCCGAGCUCUCUUCCGGACCCCAGUGGUCAGACCUGCUCAAAUCUCGGCAUUUCUCCAGGACGAACCUACGCCAGGAUGGUGUGGAAUACAGCACAUUCAUCUGUCACCCAGCCGCCAUUCUGGUUCCAAGGCUGCUUCUCUCCACUGGACUGGUGAGAGGGUUGUCAGUGUUUUGCUCCUGGGCCUACUUCCAGCUGCUUAUCUGAAUCCUUCCUCUACGAUGGACUACUCCCUGGCUGCAGUCCUCACUCUCCAUGGUCACUGGGGCCUUGGACAAGUUGUUACUGACUACGUGCACGGGGAUGCAUUGCAGAAAGCUGCCAAGGCAGGCCUUUUAGCACUCUCAGCUUUUACCUUUGCUGGGCUUUGUUAUUUCAACUAUCAUGAUGUGGGCAUCUGCAAAGCUGUUGCCAUGCUGUGGAAGCUCUGACCUUUUUGACUUACUACCUUGAGAAUUGAUUGUACACCUCUUUGCCUCUGCUCUGUCAUGCCAUUCAUCUCACAAUAAGGAGGAAAUAACAGAUAAGUCCAUUGGUGAGAUAAACCUCUUCUCCUAAUCACCCGAUUAGUUUUGGAAUUUAAUCUAUGAGGCAAAGGUUUGAGAGGAAUUGUAUCCAAGAAAAUGUGAGACUGAAUUCCAUAUCCUGGUGAGUUACUGAGGUUGUCUUCCAGCCUCCCACAAGAUUCACAGUUUAACCGAACAUUAUGUAUGAGCUUUUGCAUUUUAAUUUUUCAAACUCUUGAAGGGAAUUCAGCUUUAUUACUGUCAAUACCUGAUCAAACUUCUCUAUUUGCCCUAGGAAAUACGGAGAAAGGGAAAGCUAUUAAUUCAUAAGUAAAGACUGCAGAAAGUUAGGCGGCACUUAAUGUUUGGAAACUUCCCCUUUGGUUCAGUUGAUACCAGUCACUGAUGGUUAUAACGUCUAGGAAAUGCUGAUAUUUCACAUUACUAACUUCUAAAUUCUGGGAAAAAGAGCCUGGAGAGCUUUUGAAUAUAGAGAAAUUCCAUGUAGGGAAGAGGUCCCUUGUAUCAAAAUAUUACAGAUUCUAAACUGAGACUUAAUCCUCAAAUGUGUUCAUUUUACUUGUCCUGAAAUGUCCACAAAUAUAAGGCUUUAAGUAAUAAAUUGUUAUUUUCCCACUGUGAGACUCUUUAAUGUGAAAUAUAUUCUCUGAAAAUAAAAGUUUUUUAAAAAUAAAAUUCUAUAAAAUAAAAA